AGUAGUUUUGUCUUAGCAUUUGCCGGAGUAUGUUUGUGCGGUAUCGUUUGCUGGAAAACGAAAUUGAACAUAAUUUGUUGCUCUUCGGACAAAAUCGCUGCGGAUUUUAGCUACGCUCGUUCUAUAAUUAGCAAUUUUGCAGUAGACAUUUGUUUACAGGGCAUAAGAAAAGUCAACUUAAUUUUGUGAAUUUGAUGCAUCAACAGUUUAACGAUGUGUCUACCAAAUAAGAUACUUUGGUGUUUUGUGCUUCUGUUUGUUGCUUUGUCCUCAGAGUCUCAGGAACGUUCUACCAACGGCGAUAAGCAAAGCGAUAGUUCGAUGGUGCGAUAUGAUCUUUUCGCAAGCUCUAUAAAAUAUCAAAACAAAGAGAUCAAGUCAACACGGGGUAUUUCACGUGAAAAUUUUAUCAAGAAUGAUGACAAAAUAAAAUAUGAGUCCUAUAUUAAUUCUACAAAGAACGAGAGAAAGGAUGAUGUUUUGAAACAAUAUGAGUCUCGCGGACGUAUCAUAAAAUAUUGCGAAGAAAGUAAUCAUAUUUCUAUGGGAUCUACCACGAAUUCUACGGACGUUAAUAAUUCCAUGAUACAAGAAAUUAAGAAUUUCUCCAGAAUCGAAAGAGAGAGCAAUUCCACAUUGCAUGAAAACGGAAAUUCCAAUAAAAACACUAAAAUUCCAAAAAUCUCUAACAUCGACAAUGUUUCGUAUGAAAUGUGUCACAACAUUACUUGUGUUCAACUCUGUUGUCCUGUUGAUAAUUUCAUGAAAGAAACGGGCAAAUGCGUUGCUAAUGAAAGUGGUACUUACUAUUUUCCAAAGAUGAAUAAAUAUAAGGACGGUCCCGAUGUCCCAACAUUUUCCGUGACUUUCCACGAUCCAUGCCUUUCACAAGGAUUUGGAAAAAGUUUGCUUCCUUCCAAUGAAUACUAUUUUCUCACUGAUGGCUCUUUAUAUCAAGGCCCUGGCAAAUUCAUUUUACCGACGUCUUACUGUUUAGUCAGUUUUAAUCUAGAGAUUUAUGAAGUGUUGGUCUGCAAUAAUCAGAGAAUGUAUCCGAUAUAUAUAUCCGCUUGUCUCCUAAUAUCUUUGCCAUUCCUGCUAGCGACGUUUGUGGUAUAUUCCAUAUUACCAGAGCUCCAAAACAUGCAUGGCUAUACAUUGCGUGCACACAUAGUCUCAUUAUUUAUCGCAUACGUAAUUAUGUAUUGUGGUCAACAAGUUUCCGAAUUACAACAAGUUGAUGACGAAAUAUGUUGCAUUACAUUAGCUUAUAUUUUGAAUUUCUUUCUUUUAUCAACUUUUUUCUGGCUAAAUGUAACAUGCUUUGACAUUUGGUGGAAAUUCAGAAAGCUCCAUUUUUAUCAAACAAAUAUAAGGCAAGAAAAAAAUAAGUUUGUAAUGUAUUCCAUAUAUGCGUGGGGAAUUCCGUUGAUCCUUAACAUUAUUUGUGCUAUUGCGGACAAUGUUAAUGGGAUAGAAAAAGAUUGGAAGCCACAAAUAUGUACGAAAAAAUUUUGGUUUGGUGAAAAUCUGGCAAAAAUGAUAUAUUUUUACGUACCCAUGAGUGCUACUAUUGUUAGUAAUAUUUGUUUCUUUAUUGCUACAACACUAUCAAUUAUGUACCAGAAUAUACGUACAGCUAAACAGCUGAGACACUCGGAGAGCAAGUGCCACAAUGAUAAUAAGCAGAGGUUUAAAAUGUACUUGAAGCUGUUUAUAGUAAUGGGAAUAAGUUGGAUUAUGGAGAUACUAGCAUGGUUGAUCGAUUCUGUGCCGUCAUAUGUUUGGUAUCCUACUAAUAUGUUAAAUAGCUUACAAGGUCUCAUCAUUUUUAUCAUAUUUGUCUGUACAAAAAAUAUAAAACAACAGCUGCUAAAACAAUACGGCGGGCAGAAUUGCGGUCCAUUUGGUAAAAUUCCAAUGUACAAUGAUAGAACGUCGUCAAAUAUUACUACGACAUCGACAUUGGGAACGGAACCUAUGCAAGAAAUGAAUUCCACUAAUCAACAGCAAGUCUCGCAAUGUCUUACUGGUAGCACUGAAACGUAAAGGAAAAAUUUAAUUAUGAACGAAUUAGUUACAUUAUCUUGUACCUGGUUCUCUUUACAGAAAACAUAAUAAUACAUAAUAUUUUAUUAGAAUGUUUUGUAAAAUGGAA
Molecule: messenger RNA, 2158 nt
Organism: Solenopsis invicta (red fire ant)
Lineage: Eukaryota; Metazoa; Arthropoda; Insecta; Hymenoptera; Formicidae
Product: G-protein coupled receptor Mth2
Exons: 6
Coding region: 214-2049 (611 amino acids)
Biological process (GO): G protein-coupled receptor signaling pathway; cell surface receptor signaling pathway
Cellular component (GO): membrane
Molecular function (GO): G protein-coupled receptor activity
Source: RefSeq, a predicted model, not a curated record